Messenger RNA from Plasmodium cynomolgi strain B, 714 nucleotides. RefSeq lists its product as hypothetical. The transcript has 2 exons. Lineage: Eukaryota; Apicomplexa; Aconoidasida; Haemosporida; Plasmodiidae. The record is from RefSeq and is a predicted model, not a curated record. Bases 1 to 714 code for a protein of 237 amino acids.
AUGGUUGCAAAGAACGCUUUUUCAUGCGAAGUUGCGGAAUUCCAAAAGAAGGAAAAAUCAAACGUCCACAAGUACAGUGGAAAGGCCCUUGCAUUAACCCUCCUGUUAGUGCUCAUAGGAUGCAGCGCCAACGUGGUACGUGUAUUCUCCCCUGAUUUUAAGAACAUAUCAAAGCAUUCUUCCAAAUUAUACGAUUUAUUAUUUAUUAAAUGGCCUACCUUUGAGAAUGCAAAAAACUGCGGAAAUGGUGUAGAAAAAAAAUUCAGUGGAAAAAACAUGAGAAUUUUAUUUGUAAAUCACGGAAAUGUUAUGUCAUUUGAUAGUGAAGAAAGCUUAGAGGAUUUAGACACGCGAUCUACUACUGUGGGGGGUAACGAUGACACUUUUUCUUAUUCCAGUAAUGAAUCCUUGAACCCAUCUGAGAGAGAAAAUUUAUUAAAAGAAGAUGAUGAUGAUUAUUACUAUUAUGAUUUUUCAGAAUUUUUGUCCAAAGAGAAAUUUAACGAGAAUAACUUUAUAACUUUGAAUAACAAAUUCAAGGGGAAAAUGAAAAAGCCAAUAUCUAUCCUUUGCGCUGUGACAUCUGCGAUAGUACUGUACUAUUGCCCACAAGUGUUGAUUCCUAUUAUGAUACUGUUAAUCAUUUUUGCAAUAGGAUUGGGUAUACAUUUAAAAUUCCUUAACAAACAUAAAAAAAGAGAAAAUGAUUUCUAG